Carassius auratus (goldfish) is the source of this 1082-nucleotide messenger RNA. Its product is annotated as ribonuclease inhibitor-like. The record is from RefSeq and is a predicted model, not a curated record. NCBI's taxonomy places the organism in Eukaryota, Metazoa, Chordata, Actinopteri, Cypriniformes, Cyprinidae. The coding region runs from base 1 to 1059 and encodes 352 amino acids. The transcript is spliced from 6 exons. Gene Ontology annotation, molecular function: protein binding.
AUGGUUGUUUUGUCUUCAGCUGUACAAUCCUCAAAGUCCAUCCUGAGAGAGCUGAACCUGAGUAACAAUGACCUGAAAGAUUCUGGAGUGAAUUUUCUUUCUAAUGGACUGAAGAAUACAAACUGUCAGCUGGAGAUACUGAGGCUAUGUGGAUGUUAUAUCACUGCUCAGUCCUGUGGAAGUUUGUCUUCAGCUCUACAAUCAUCAAACUCUGUCCUGAGAGAGCUGGACCUGAGUAACAAUGACCUGAAAGAUUCCGGAGUGAAGUUUCUUUCUGACGGACUGAAGAGUCCAAACUGUCAGCUGGAGAUUCUAAGACUGUCUGGCUGUAUGGUGACAGAAGAAGGCUGUGGUUAUGUGUCUUCAGCUCUGAGUUCAAACCCCUCACACCUCAGAGUACUGGAUCUGAGCUACAAUCACCCAGGAGAUUCAGGAGUCAAGCUUCUCUUUGAAAAACUGGAGGACUCAAACUGCUCAUUGGACAAACUCUAUGUGGAUCAUAGAGGAGAAUCCAGGAUUAAAGCAGGACUAAAGAAAUAUGACUGUUUUCUCACACUGGAUCCAAACACAGCAAACACUCAUCUCAUUCUGUCUGAGGAGAACAGAGAGGUGACACAUGUGAGAGAGAAACAGUCAUAUCCUGAUCAUCCAGACAGAUUUGAUGAUGUGCGUCAGGUGUUGUGUAGAAAGAGUUUGUGUGGACGCUGUUACUGGGAGAUUGAGUGGAGUGGAGAUGUGGAUAUAUCAGUGUCAUAUAAAAGCAUCAACAGGAAGGGAGCGGGUGAUGAGUGUGUGUUUGGAAAUAAUUAUCACUCCUGGAGUUUGAUCUGCUCUCCCUCCAGUUACUCAUUCAGACACAAUAACAUAGAGACUAAUCUCCAUGUGAAGUCCAUCAUCAGGAGAAUAGGAGUGUAUGUGGAUCACAGUGCAGGAUCUCUGUCCUUCUACAGCGUCUCCAGAAACACAAUGAGCCUCAUCCACACAGUCCAGACCACAUUCACUCAGCCGCUCUAUCCUGGGUUUAGGGUUUAUUAUGAAUCAUCCGUGAAACUGUGUUGAUAAAUCAGAAGAGACUGACGAGA